GGAAGAGAAGAAAGCGGGCGGCUAGGGGGCGGGUUACCACCCUAGCCGGACUCGCCCGGCACGUUGAGGGGGCCCCUGAGUGCGGCUGGAAAGGAGCGGUGCCCGAAGCGGCGCCAAAGAGCCUUGGCUUUGGUGGAGUCUGGCUUUAAAUUACUUAGGGCAACCUGCGUUCAUUAUUUGCCAGGAAGAAAGUGGAGUGGACAUCUCAAGGCUAGCCAUAGGACAACAGAAGCAAGGAUCCUACAAUCAAAAGUGCUUCUGUGCUUAAUCUUUGGAAAAAACUUACGUGAUCUAAUCUGCCAGACUUGGGAAAGGAAAGUAUCCCUGUGGUUGCAGUGAAGAAUCCAGUAUCAUACUGUGGAGUGGUCAAGAUCCACCAGUGUGAGGCAUCAGGCUUUGACCUUUGUUCUGGAAGACGAUCUCAAAGAAUAGACCAUGAUAUAGAUAUAUCACAAUUUGUUUAGUUGUUCAACGUGGAAGGGCAUUUUUGAGUUUUGGUGAUUAUGAGUAGAGCUGCUGUAAAAAUUUACAUGAAAUCCUAGGUAAAGCAUUCAUCGAGUGUAUUAACUUGAUUACUUCCCCCAAAAGAUGCACCAUGAUGAAACGACAGAGACCUUUCAGCAGCAGUGAGAGUUCAGAUGAGUGUCCUUCUACUUCCUUUACUUCUAGCUUAAUGUAUAGGAAGAUGUCAAAAAAUCCCAAGGAACAUAAGAAGUCUGCUGAGGUAUUCCGAAAGGACCUCAUCAGUGCAAUGAAAAUUCCUGACUCUCACCAUGUUAAUCCUGACAGCUAUUACCUCUUUACUGACACAUGGAAAGAAGAGUGGGAAAAGGGAGUGCAAGUACCAGCCAAUCCAGACUCUGUUCCAACACCUUCUCUCAGGAUUAUAUCUGAAAAAGUAAAGGAAGUUCUCUUUGUCCGGCCCCGGAAAUAUAUUCGUUGCUCUAGCCCAGAGUCUGCAGAGCCUGGCUAUAUCAAUACCCUAGAGCUGGCAGCAUCUACCUGCCGCUAUGACCUAGAUGACUUGGACACCUUCUGGCUUCAAGAACUCAAUGAAGACCUUGGAGAAAUGGGUUAUGGGCCAAUUGAUGAGACGCUUAUGGAAAAAACAAUAGAAGUUCUAGAACGCCACUGCCAUGAAAAUAUGAACCAUGCUAUUGAGACAGAAGAAGGACUAGGAAUAGAAUAUGAUGAAGAUGUGAUCUGUGAUGUGUGCCGGUCUCCAGACAGUGAAGAAGGGAAUGAUAUGGUAUUCUGUGAUAAGUGUAACGUCUGUGUGCAUCAGGCUUGCUAUGGCAUCCUUAAGAUUCCAGAAGGCAGCUGGCUGUGUCGUUCCUGUGUCCUGGGCAUUUAUCCACAGUGUGUUUUGUGUCCUAAGAAAGGUGGAGCCAUGAAGACCACCAGAACAGGGACUAAAUGGGCCCAUGUCAGUUGUGCCCUGUGGAUUCCAGAAGUGAGCAUUGCUUGUCCUGAGAGAAUGGAACCUAUCACAAAAAUCUCCCAUAUUCCACCUAGCCGGUGGGCCUUAGUUUGCAGCCUGUGCAAGUUGAAGACCGGGGCUUGUAUUCAGUGCUCUGUGAAAAGCUGUAUCACUGCCUUCCAUGUCACCUGUGCCUUUGAGCACGGCUUGGAAAUGAAGACUAUCCUAGAUGAAGGUGAUGAAGUAAAAUUCAAGUCAUUUUGCCUCAAGCAUAGUCAAAACAAGCCAAAAAUUGGGGAGGCCGAGUACCACCACCAUAGAGUUGCAGAGCAGAGCCAGGCAAAAAGUGAGAAAACCAGCCUGCGGACACAGAAACUUCGUGAACUAGAGGAAGAAUUCUAUACCUUGGUCCAGGUGGAAGAUGUUGCCAAAGAGCUGGGACUAUCUGCAUUAACUGUUGACUUUAUCUAUAACUACUGGAAACUGAAGCGCAAAAGCAACUUCAACAAGCCAUUAAUUCCUCCCAAAGAGGAUGAAGAAAAUGGCUUGGUACAGCCAAAAGAAGAAAACAUACAUACUCGCAUGAGAAUGUUUAUGCACCUGCGGCAGGACCUAGAGAGGGUUCGAAAUCUAUGCUACAUGAUAAGCAGGCGAGAGAAGCUGAAACUGUCACACACCAAAGUGCAAGAACAGAUCUUCGGUUUGCAAGUCCAGCUUCUCAACCAAGAAGCUACAGAAGGACUUUCUUUGGCAAAUGCACUAGAGAACUCAUUGUUUUACCCACCACCACGUAUCACCUUAAAGUUGAAAAUGCCUAAAUCAGCCUCAGAAGACUGCAGAGACAGCUCCACAGAAACAGAGCACCAACCCUCCUCACCUGGCAGCAGCUCACCUGGUCACAAUAAAAGGAGCCCACAAAUGCCUGAGGAGCCACUGGACAUGAAUGUGAAAAUAUAUCCAAGACAUCCACUAGAAAUCAAGAGUAACUGUUUUCUGGCUAGCCGCGGUCAUUCUCGAAGUGAAGCCAAGAGUUCCAGUCCUGCUCGGAGAGCUCCAUCUGCUGAGUUCUAUCAUGGGCAAUCAUUAGGGAAGCCUCUGGCCCUUCAGGCUGCCCUCCAUGGACAGGCUUCUAUUGGUAAUGGGAAGAGUCAGCCUAACUCCAGGCUUGCCAGUUCCAAUGGCCUAGAGGGCAACUGGUCUGGGAACAUCACCCAGAAAGAUAAUUUAGAUGAGAUGUUCUGUGACCAGGAGUCAAUGCUCAGCUCCCACUUGCCCAGUCAGGGCAAUAUUAGAAAAUCUGGCAUAGAACACUUUAGCAGAUCCUUUAAGGAGGCCACCAAUACAUGGGUGAGGCCCACUGAGGACCUCCAGUACUGUGUUAAACCAACUAAGAAUGUGAGUUCUAAGGAGCAGUUGUGGGGUAGACAGAUUCUCAGGCGGUCAGCAGGAAGAGCUCCAUAUCAGGAAACUGAUGGGUAUUGCCCUGAUUUAGAGCCCAGCGAUUCAGAAGCAGAAGGGGAGGGGAAUAAAGAAACAGCAAGGGUAAAGAAAGAAAGCUCUGACCGAGAAAACCCUUCUCAUGAUUCUGUUCGGGAAUGCCAUGGGAAAAGUGAGACACAUCCUCAUUCCCACAGCUCAAUGCAAAGGUGAUCAGAAACACCUAAGUAGCCUUUGCCUUUGCCCCACAUACUAGGGGAAAUCUAAACACCAAAAGGAUUCUAGUGUAUAUUAGGAGGAAUUGCAGGGAAAAUGAUGGUGUGAUGUAUUUGAAAAGGUUUCAGGUCUAGUUUUUAUAAGCACAUUACAAGAGUUGCAGAUUGACUGGGGUUGUUUUGUUGGAGGCUGCUGGGAACAGUUGGGCCCAGAGUAUUUGCUCAGUGAGUACUUCAGGGCUGUUUUUCAGUUAUCUUAACAUACUGAUUAAUCUACGUAUUAAGAAUCCUUGCAUUGUCAAUGGAUUUGCAAGAGAACAUGACAGACACUAAAACUACUUAUCUUUUGAAACUAUAACAUGUGACUCUUAGAGCUCAUGUCUGUAGAAAGUUUCUAAUUCCACUGGUAUCUAUAAACCUCUUUAAGGGAGAGACCAGGAGAGCAGCAUUCUCAGAUACUGUCACUAUUGUCUUCCUUGCUUCAUGCAAGGUUGGGUUUUUUUCACAGUAUCAUAUCGUAUAAAGUCAAUUCUCCUAAGUGUCCAGUGCCUGUUCCUAGACCUGUUUGUUGGGAACACACUCAUAACUCUCUUAUCCAGCUAACAAGCUAACUUGUGGAUAGUGUUUACAAAAGUACUACUUCCAAGGAAAUGCUCUGCUUCUCAAGGCAUUUGCAAAGACUUCAGAGCCUUUCCUGAAGUGUGACCUUUUCUGGGAUAUUUGUACCAGGUCAGGGUUUUUUGUGUUGUUUUCAAAUAAGUUUAACUAAAGUUGGGCUGACAGUUUUUGUAUACCUGCUUUAAUGUUUAUAAAAUUUUUAUUGAGGUAUAAUUAAAAUAUAGUGUAAUGCACAGAGGGUUAAGUAUUACCUGCUUUAAUUUUGAAACAGAUUUUUAUUGUCAAAUUUGAAAACAUGUGUUUAACACAUGGAUAUAAUUUAGCUUUGUAUGAAUUUUGAAUCCAAGGCAAUUUCCCAAGUGUAAAAGUUAGAGCCAUUUUUCAGAACUUGAUUAUACCACAUUACCAAAUAAUCAGCCUUGAUUCAUUUCUAGAAGAAGAGAAUUUUGAAUCAGAGAAUGAAAUAGGUCUGCUUCCCAUUUAAGAUGAAGGGGAAAGUAGCAGUUUAUAAAAAUGUGAGGCAGACUGUAAUUCUCAGCUCCCUUUUCUUCUUAGCCUUAAAAUAAUAUUCUCUUUCUUCUAGUUUGGGAACAUAUAGAGAAAGUUUUCAAACAAGAGGCCAUUUUCAAUUUCUGAAGUUUCAUGCUGGUGAAAGUUUCAUGCUGGUGAUAGCAGCAGUAGGUGCCAGUGAGGGGGGCAGUAGCCAAUGCAGUGGAAUAGUUUGCCCCCUCCUGCUUUUGUUCUUAGAACUUUGUUAAAGGCAUCUUUGGGGUUUUGUUCUCUCUCUCUCUCUCUCUCUCUCUCUCUCUCUCUCUCUCUCUCUCUCUCUCUC
Molecule: messenger RNA, 4522 nt
Organism: Arvicola amphibius (Eurasian water vole)
Lineage: Eukaryota; Metazoa; Chordata; Mammalia; Rodentia; Cricetidae
Gene: Jade3
Product: jade family PHD finger 3
Exons: 16
Coding region: 596-3070 (824 amino acids)
Biological process (GO): regulation of transcription by RNA polymerase II
Cellular component (GO): histone acetyltransferase complex
Source: RefSeq, a predicted model, not a curated record